Messenger RNA from Ornithorhynchus anatinus (platypus), 1661 nucleotides. Its product is annotated as thyroxine-binding globulin. The coding region runs from base 354 to 1640 and encodes 428 amino acids. Gene Ontology annotation, molecular function: serine-type endopeptidase inhibitor activity. The record is from RefSeq and is a predicted model, not a curated record. Gene Ontology annotation, biological process: negative regulation of endopeptidase activity. NCBI's taxonomy places the organism in Eukaryota, Metazoa, Chordata, Mammalia, Monotremata, Ornithorhynchidae. The transcript has 5 exons.
CCUGGAGCAUGGCCUUCCGACUCCCAACUCGGCUCCAAGUCCAUGUGCUCAUGCCUGACCAACAGUGCCAAUUCUAUGUCUCAGCUCUCCAAUGUUCUCCCAGGUGCUCUGGUGACACAACAAGGGUCGACCUCUCCACGGGCCCUGCACAUCCAGGACCGUCAGCUGUUUUGGCCACACUCCUGGACGGGUCUCACCGCUGUCGUCUUCCGAUGCGGAGGACGGAUAUAUGGAUCUGCAAUAGGCCCACGAUACAUAGAAUCAAUCUCUUUCAAUUUCCUCCCUGGAGACUCGAGCUCCCACCACAGGGACUUCUUUGCCAUAAGAUGGAAGCGAGAUAUUGAGUUCUGACCAUGAUGCCUCCCUCUUUCUUCCUGCUGUUCAUGCUGGCAGCAGUUCGCACCGCCGUCAAAUGUUACCCCAAACCCAGCGGCCCGGAAGAGGGAACCGCAGCCAGCUCUGUCAAGAGAAAUGAGACGUUCUACGAGAUGGCCACCACCAAUGCCAACUUUGCCUUCAGUCUGUACCGGCGGCUGGUUGCGGAAACACCGGACAGGAACAUCCUCUUCUCUCCAGUGAGCAUCUCCACCUCCCUGGCUGCGCUGUCCCUGGGGGCCCAGUCUGCUUCACCGACCCGGGUCCUAGAGGGUCUCCACUUCAACCUCAGCCGGAUCUCGGAGUGGGAGAUACGCGAGGGCUUCCAGCGCAUCGUCCACAUACUCCACCUGCCGACUGAGCAUUUGGAAUUGAGGAUGGGAAAUGCCCUCUUUGUCGACGAGCGGCUGAGACCACUUGUCAAAUCGGUCGAUGGUGCCAGGGAGGCGUUCGCGCCCGAGACGUUCCCAACGGACUUCACCAAUGCUUCGAAGGCGGUGAGGCAGAUCGACAGUCUGGUCGGGAAGCAGACAGAGGGGAAAAUCGUGGACCUGGUCAGAGAUCUCGCUGCAGAUACUUCUGCGGUUCUGGUGAGCUAUCUUGUCUUUAAAGCCAGGUGGAAGGAACCUUUCGAUCUAAUCGAGACCAGGCCAGGGGACUUUCUCUUGGGAGAGAAGAAGACUGUAGCAGUCCCGAUGAUGUCCCGAGAGGCAGUUUACCAUCGGCUCAUCGACGAGGAGCUGGCCUGUACCGCCCUUCAGCUGGACUACAGCCAACGUGCCCUGGCACUUCUGGUUCUGCCAGAAGAGGGCCAGAUGAAGCGGGUGGAGGAGGCUCUGUCGCCACGGACGUUGAGGAGGUGGAACAGAUUGCUCCGUAAAGGGAUGGUGAGAGUUUUUGUCCCCAGGUUUUCCAUCUCUGCCACCUAUGAGUUAGAAGACUUCUUACGCAAAAUGGGUUUCGGGGAUGCUUUUGGUACCAAGGCAGAUUUUCCAGAAAUAUCUGAGCAGUCGGACAUAAAGCUCUCAAAAGCGCUUCAUGGGGCUGUGCUAGGUUUCACUGAGAAAGGCACAGAGGCUGGGGCCACCACAGGGCCAAGCUCUGGACUCCGUUCUGACCCCAUCGGGGAUGUGCCCUGCAUGCGCUUUAAUCGACCCUUCCUGUUUAUGGUUUUGGAGAAGGACACCCGCAGCAUCCUCUUCCUGGGAAAGAUCACAAACCCCUCCGAAACCACCGCCCACCUUUCAUUACCACACUUGAAAUAAAGACAGUGGGCGUCCAGACAU